Teleopsis dalmanni is the source of this 1726-nucleotide messenger RNA. Its product is annotated as solute carrier family 25 member 44. Lineage: Eukaryota; Metazoa; Arthropoda; Insecta; Diptera; Diopsidae. The record is from RefSeq and is a predicted model, not a curated record. The coding region runs from base 489 to 1520 and encodes 343 amino acids. The transcript is spliced from 4 exons. Gene Ontology annotation, cellular component: mitochondrion. Gene Ontology annotation, molecular function: branched-chain amino acid transmembrane transporter activity. Gene Ontology annotation, biological process: transmembrane transport; branched-chain amino acid catabolic process.
UGUAAUGACAAUAGUUUUAUAAUUCUGGUUUUUUGUUUUAAAUUUGCGUUGAAGCAUUAAAUAUAUUUUAUAUAAAGGAUAGUAAACAUCAUGGUAAAUAUGCCUAUCAGGCAAUAAGUACGAUUGUUAACAUUUAACCAGCAGAAUGUCGUCACAAAAAUGCAAAUAUUAAUAUUAUAGAGAAGUGGGAGGGGGUGCUAUCACCCCUAAAAUAUAUUUUCACUUAUAUAAUAUAACACAUCUUAAUAUUUAAUAUAAACAAAAAAUAGCAACAGGAGCACUGAAUUUUUCAAAAAAAAAAAAAAACUCUAUAUAUAAAGCUACCUAAACGUGGGCAAAGUUCAUUUAAAAAAAGAAGUAUCAAGGCCAAGUGUACACAUGAUAAUAUAUUAUUCUGGAAUAAAACGUCAUUGGUGAUGCUUUUAAAAAGUUGAAUUAAUGAUGCAAUAUUACUUCAAGUCUGCGCAUGUAUAUAUGUAAAUACAAUUAUGUCAGCCCCCGUAGAAGAUAGCACAAUAAGUCGUGUGUCUGUCGCGACCGCAAUAGCAUCCGGAUCUGCUGGUGCCAAUGAUGCUGCACCAUAUAUACGCACUAUUGAAUGGGAUAUGAUGAAUAAAGCGAAAUUUUUCCCGUUAUCUAUGUUAAGUUCAUUUUCAGUACGUUGUUGUCUUUUUCCAUUGACUGUUAUUAAGACCCAAUUACAAGUGCAACACAGAAGUGAUGUUUACAAAGGGAUGAUCGAUUGUGCUAUUAAAAUUUAUCGUACAGAAGGGAUACCAGGAUUAUAUAGAGGAUUUUGGAUCUCAUCAGUACAAAUUGUAUCGGGUGUAUUUUACAUAAGCACAUAUGAAGGAGUUAGGCACAUUCUAAAUGAAAUAGGUGCAGGACAUCGUACAAAAGCGCUAAUUGCGGGUGGCUGUGCAUCGUUAGUCGGUCAAACUAUAAUAGUUCCUUUCGAUGUGAUAUCACAACAUGCUAUGGUACUUGGUAUGGCCGCGCAUGCAGGCAGUAAAGGUGAUAUAAAUCCUUUAGGUAUUAAAACAGGACCAGACCGGAGUCGACUUAACAUAUCCAUGGAUAUAUCGCGAGAGAUUUUACAACGAGAUGGGAUUCGGGGAUUUUAUAGAGGAUACGCUGCAAGUUUAAUGGCUUAUGUGCCAAAUUCUGCUAUGUGGUGGGCUUUCUAUCAUCUAUAUCAGGAUGAGUUGCAUCGAUUAUGCCCUCCGUGGGUAUCACACUUACUCAUACAGUGCGUUGCUGGCACUCUAGGGGGGUUCACUACCACUAUACUUACAAAUCCAUUAGACAUCGUAAGAGCUCGUUUACAGGUUCAUCGUUUGGAUUCCAUGAAAACAGCGUUUGAAGAGUUGUGGCGAGAAGAAAAGUUAAGUUGUUUCUCAAAAGGACUUUCAGCUCGACUUGUGCAAUCAGCAGCAUUCUCAUUUAGCAUAAUUUUAGGUUAUGAAACAAUAAAACGAAUAGCCAUAGAUGAACAAUAUAAACAUAAAAUUCGUUGGUAACCGCCAUGGCAUAAAAUUAAUGCACAAAAUCGUACACCCAAUAACUGCAUUUAAAGAAAUGUUACAAUAAUGGUAGACUUGUAAUUUAAUGAAAACAAUAUAUUUGCAGCGCAAUUUAAUAACUUCAACCAAAGAAAAGAAAAUUUUAUUUUAUAAAUCAAUUACCUUCUUAUAUAUGAUUUAAUAUAUUUAAUGAUGACAGUAAA